Messenger RNA from Ambispora leptoticha, 1920 nucleotides. Lineage: Eukaryota; Fungi; Glomeromycota; Glomeromycetes; Archaeosporales; Ambisporaceae. The record is from the annotation of a GenBank genome assembly.
AUGCGUAUCCCUACUGUCGUUAGGCAACACCUUCCUGCGUUCAGAUGUUUGGAGGCAGUCUGUUGGGCUGUCCUUAGACUUACGUGUUUAAGGCCCGUGUCCCAGUCGGCUGUUUUCCAGGAUGCGUUCACUAUACCUACUGUCGUUAGGCAACACCUUCCUGCGUUCAGAUGUUUGGAGGCAAUGUUUGAAUCCACCAUAAUAAAAUAUCUUGAUACGGUAAAAAGUAAAGAUUGGUCGAUCCUUGGAAUUUUAGAAUUUUCACGAUCAAACUCGAAAUUAUCUAUAGCUACAAUCAAUGAUUUCAAGGAGGAUUUGCAUGCAAUACUAUGUAGCUAUAAGGAUAAAUGCAAUGUUCACGUACUUGCUAAAAACAAAGUGGCGAAAAUUUUAUCGAAAUUUGAUUCUUCAUUCUUCACUGCCGAAGUGAAGCAAUUCAUCAAAGAUCUUGAGUAUCACGAAGAAGCGCGAAUAAACGUAACAUCAACUUACACUGCCACAGUAUUAAGGGAUCAACAAGAAAGCCAAAUACUUAUUGAUCAAUUACGAGAAACAUCCUCAGAAAAGGAAAAGGAACGUCAAAAAAUUUCUAGACCACUUGAUGCGGAAGAAGAUGAUGACCAUUCGUACAAACGUCAAUGUAAAGACGAAGGACUAUCAGAUUUGAUCGAGGUUUUAGAUGAUGAAGAACUCUUUGUUGAAUGGGAGUUUGAUGCACCGAAACCAAGUUGGCUGGAUAAAAUAGCACACGAGCGUGAUUCAUUAAUUUACAAUGCUUUUAAUUGUAAUGAUAAAAUGACUCAAUAUGAAUCGUCAUUAAAUCCAAUCUGGUGGAGGAUUAUUGAUAUAUCUGAUCCAGAGAUCGGGACCCUUAUGUCGGAAAAUGAAUUGUCAGAAUUGAUUGCAAAGUUUUCAUCCCUUCUAGAAGACUGGACCACAUUAGAACCAAAAGCGGAAAGUUGCUUACAGUCUCUCGAAAAGCUUGACAACGAUCAACUCCGCACUAUUGGAGAAAUAAUAAGACCUAAAGGAACACAUGGUGCGAUUCUCGAGCUUCAAAAAUUAUUGGAAAAUAUAAAGGAACAGAAAGCGCCAGAAUCGGAUAAUUUAUUUGAAAACGAAAAAGAUAAUGAAACGGAUCAGCAUAAAGAGAUUCCACCAUUGACUCCCGACGAUUGGAUUACUCAACGACCAAAUACUGAACGCGACAUUGAUGUAUUUAUAAAACGGCACAUUUUCUCUUGUUUCGAUACUAUUCUGGAUAGUCACUUUGGCGAGAUGGUAUCUAGGUCUUCCCGAAAUCGCCGAGCAGAGGCAAUAAAUGCAUCAACUAAUGCAGAAGGUUACCACUUGGACUGGAUGUUCACGAGGCACGACUUAGGAAGAGAGUUAUGCUGGGGUCGCGAGUUUUCCCUUUGUGAGCGUACGGGAUCAAAAAUUGAAAACACACCUAAGAUUUUUUCAAACUCACUUAAAGUACAGAAGACAUUACGCGACAUGCACCAAACUUUAAUUAAGACAAUAUUUGCCGAGGGUGGGGGAACACUUUCGAAACCAGUUCUUGAAGCAAGCACAAAGCUUUUAAUGCCCGGAUUUUUAUCCUCUUAUUUUUUUAUGCGUGCAAUUCUGAUUAUAUAUAUUGGUGGCGGAUUUUAUGCGUCCGUAAAUUUAUCCGAAUUUUAUAUCCCAAUAAAAUAUCAAGAACUUGAGUUCCUCAUUAAAAUGUCACGAAUAAUGCUCCAAAUAAAGAAAUUAUUAUCAAUUUCUAUUUCACGAUUUAAGCAAAUGAAAACCAGGGCUGAAAAAGAGAAAUUUGCACUUGGAAAGGUGACAAUGCCUACUAGGCAGAGUGAAUACAGAUCCUUCCAAAAACCGAGGGUCCCGAAAGAUUGCCCAGAAACUGACCUAAUUCUUGAGUAG